Messenger RNA from Leptopilina heterotoma, 4857 nucleotides. Its product is annotated as ankycorbin. The record is from RefSeq and is a predicted model, not a curated record. Bases 528 to 4760 code for a protein of 1410 amino acids. The transcript has 13 exons. Lineage: Eukaryota; Metazoa; Arthropoda; Insecta; Hymenoptera; Figitidae. Gene Ontology annotation, molecular function: protein binding. Gene Ontology annotation, biological process: protein localization to ciliary inversin compartment. Gene Ontology annotation, cellular component: ciliary inversin compartment.
UUAAGGAAGUGUUUAUUUUUUGACACGAGACGACCUUGUCGUGAGAUUUGCCAUUAGAGUUCUUUAUCGGAACGAUAAUGUUGUGGCAGUCGGUUUCUAUGGUAUCCAAGUGACCUGGUCAAUUUUACCCACGUGGUCAGUUAAAACCGAUAUGCCCGCGUUUAAAAAAAAAAAAAAAUCAAGACUCGAGCUUUCUCUCAAGAUUCCAAUUUAACAUUUAGUUGCUUUUCCCUUCUGUGCUCGAUUUAACAUCUAAGAUUAUCGCGUAAUACACGCCAGACGCUUUAUAUAUUCAAAGAAGGAGGUCAACGCCGUCGACUACUCACCUGUCAUGCGAUAAUCAAACAACAAUGUCCUCUUUUCAUUGUUUCUUUUCUUCUUCUUCUUCUCUUUUUUUUUGGGUUUUUUAAGCGCUGACCCAAUUUAGAUGCCACUGUGGAUGAGGGAAGCGAUGAUACUGUUCAAAGGAUGGUAUCGAGGAUGCCUGUUGGUGUUGAUCUAAUCAGACCACGGUGCCAUAGACGGGCAUGGACACUAAGACUCCGUUGAUUCCGCAGAAACAGCAUCCGGAGAGAUCACGUCCAAAAAAGCAGGAACGCGCAGCCGAUGUGUCCUUGCCCCCAUUGACACCGUUUCCCAAUCAUCGUCCGAGAGCAAAAACCUCAUGGAAUUCUAGUCCGCCCAAGUCGCAUCCCCUGGGAUUUCAAGACUCCCUCAAGAGAAGACCCUACAAAGUCCUUCAAAUCGGAGCAACACCUCUUAUGCAUGCAUGUCAACAGGGCGACAGAACGCGUGUUUUAAAACUCUUAAAAGAGCAAAGUGAGACAAUUGGUUAUCGAGAUCGUACCUUGAGAAGUGCUCUUCAUUAUUGCAUGGAUGCUGGAACUGGUGGUGCCGUCGCAUCGGCGGCACCCGAAUUGGUCAAUCAUCCCGACUCUGAAGGACAUACGCCUUUACAUCUCGCUGUUAUUGCUGGCGAUACACAAUUGGUCGCUGUUCUUUUGGCGAACGGUGCAGACGUUAACGCCAAAGACUUCGAGGGGCACAGCGUUCUCCACUGGGCAACUGUUUGCGGAGAAGCAGAAUGUGUGCGAUUGGUUCUGGCGGCUGGAGCAAGACCAUCAACUCCGGAUUUAAGAGGAGGAUCUCCUCUUCAUUAUGCUGCCCAGUGUUGUGGAGCUGCAGUAACUGCUGAGCUUUCAGUUCCGAAAAAAGUUGGCCUCAAGGUUCUUCAGACUCUUUUGGAAUUUGGAUCAGACGUGAAUGCAAAGGACGAGGACGGAAGACAACCAAUUUUAUGGGCAGCUAGCGCCGGUAGCGUCGAAGCAGUUCUCGCCUUAACCAGAGCCGGUGGUUCAGCCGCUGCGGGCGCCUCUGAUAAGGACGGAUUGACGGCUCUGCAUUGCGCCGCCUCACGGGGUCACGCCAGGUGCGUGGAGGCUCUUGUUAAUUUGUGUGGUUCACAACCAGAUCACGUUGAUGAUAAUGGCUGUUCGGCCCUUCAUUAUGCUGCGACACUAGGUCAUGCGGAUGCCACUGCUUUGCUUUUGAGAUUAGGCGCUGACCCAAACAGACAGGAUCGAAAGGGCAGAACGCCAGCUUUGUGUGCAGCAGCGAAGGGACAAUUGGAAACACUGAAAAUAUUAUCAAUUCACGGCGGUUCUCUUCAUGCGAGAACAAUAAGAGGAACGGGAAUAGCUCACGAGGCAGUAGCUUCUGGUUGCGUUGAAUUGGUGAAAUGGUUGGGGAAAAAGCGCAAAGCUCUUCUCGACACUGUGACACAAGAUGGAAAAACGCCUCUUCACGUUGCUGCCCUCCAUGGCUAUUUGGACGUUUGUAAAGUACUUUUGGACAACGGAGUGAAAAUCAACGUUAUUUUAAAAACCAGUAAAGGUAGUUCAAUGACCGCCUUGGAUGCCGCUCUCUAUCGAGGAAAUCGCGAUUGUGCUAAAUUAAUUCAAAUGCACGGUGGAUCAACAGCCCAACAUUUAAGAUCACACAAAACUGCACCUUCCAAAGUCUUCGCUGCAAAACUACGAGUUAAAUGUCCCGAUUCGAGCACAGAAAGUGACAGCAGUCCUCGACGAAAGUCCCAUCGGCAUCGUGAUCCCGAUCUUUAUUACGAGGAGCGUUGGAUCGAGCGGCGAACACGCAGAAGAAAAGGCAAUUCACGUAAGCUCUCACGUAGGGACAGUCGAAGUUUCAGUGAAGAAGAACUUCGCCACUCGAAAACACAAUUCAAAAAAGAUCAGCAACGACGAGCUCUGAGCGAAUCGGCCCGUUACAACAACGAGAAUGAAACCGACGACGAUUCAUCGCCGUCAAGAAAACAAUACACAAGGCCAAAGAGAAGCAAACACGAAUACAGUGAAUCGUGGACAGAAUCAGAAACCGAGGACGAUAUUCUAUCAUCAAGUCGAAAAAGUACCAAAGAAACGAAAGGGGAAAAUUUCCAAGAAUCAUCACUAAGUGAUGACAGUCUCGAAGUCGUUAUUGUCAAAUCAAUAGAGAAAAAAUCCGAGAAAUUAAUAUCAGGCCGUAAAUCAAAGACUCCAAAAGAGAGUUACGAGGACAAGAAGAUAAUAAAAUCGAGAAAAAGUUGCAAGAAGCAUAAAACGAAAGACGAAACGGAAAAAAAGAAGAAAACGAAAACAGUCGAAAUUGACGAAUCGAGUGUUAAAAAAACGGAAAAAUCUGAAGAAGAAGAAGAAAAAGACGUGACUGACACAACGAGUCACGAAACUGUCGAAACUGUCACUGUCACUGCAAUGGUUCACAAAGAUCAAGCACCUGAUACUCCAAAAUUAAACGAAGAACCCGAAAGCAAAAAUAAAAAAUCCAAUUUAACCAAAACAGACCAAAUUCUCCAAGAGGCGGACAAAAUGCAAAAGGAACUAUCAAAAAAAGUCGAGGAAAUGGAAACAAAAUCUAACGAUUCACCAAAGAGUAUGGAACAAAUUUCCCAAUCCGAAGAAUCGGAAGAAGUUACCCAUUCCACUUCGGAAACGGAAAAAUCCCUGAAAAUCGAAAACGAAAAAAAAGAUAAAAUUCAAAAUUCCCCGAAAGAAGAAGAAGAAGAAGUCAAAAAACAAGACGAAGUGAAACAAGAAACAAAAAUCGAAUCAACAAAGAAAGAAAUUGAUUCUCACGAAGAAUCAAAAAAGAAAGAAAUUGAUUCCCCCGAAGAAUCCACCACGGAAUCGAAAUUAGAAGCAUCAAAAAAUGAUAAUCAAGAAAGUGCAAAAUCGAAAAAGUCAAAAACUCGUGACGAAUCUCAAGCAAAGAGUGACAGAAAACAAGGAACAAAGGAAGAAAGAAACGAAAAACGAAAAAGUGCAAAAUUAGAAAAAGAAACAGUUUCUCACUUACCGAUCAAAACGGAACCAAACACUUCGAGUACUCCAAUUCUUCCGGAGAAUAAUCAAUUCGAAAAAUCCCGAGGGAAGGAGGUUUCCUCGCCGGAAACAUCCAAAGCCGACAAGAAGCAAUCUGAAAUCAAAAGCGCAACAACAAAGGUAAAAACAGAAGAGAAAGAAAGUAAGGAUAAUCAGACAGAUAAUCAACGUUUUAUUGACGAAAGUUCGUCAAGUUCUCCAAGGUCUUCCAAAUUGUCGAUUAAAUCGAGACCAUCGACUGCCAAGUCCCGAAAAUCGUCUCCAAAAAGAAAAAAGGAGGACAAAAGAACAACGUUCUUCAAUGAAACGUCGGAAGAGCAAAAUUCUGAGGAUCAAAGUGCAAUUGUGGCUGUUAUCGAAAGUCCCGAGUGGGGAGAGGAUGAUGAAGAUGAUGAGGAGAUAAGAAAUGCAAUUGGUGAUGAUGAUGUUGAAAGAGAUACGGAAUUGGAAAUUGAUGAUGGAGUGGGAAUAAUAAGAGUUCUACCCAGUACAAGUGAGGAGGAGACUCCACGAAAUUUGGGAAUUAUGAAGAGACCUGGAACUGAUACUCUACCACAAGUUCUACGGGAACCUCAAGUUCGAUUGACAAGAUCGCAAAGUCCUCGGGAGGUGAGAAAAGAGAAGAUUCGUCAGAAACAGAGGAAGGACAGUGGAGGAAGAGACAGUGGAAUAGAGCCAAGUCCCAGAGUCUCUAGAAUUCCCCGAAGAAAUUUAAAAUGUUAUCCAAAUACAGAGAAACAACAAUCAAUUAAUAUGGAAACUAUAACAAGGGAUGUGCAAAUAAGUGUUCGACGUUAUUAUCUGGAGCGAAAGAUAUUUUUUCAAUUGAUGGAAUUAAAGAGGCUUCAGAUAAGACAUGGAAAAACGAACGAGCAUGUUUUAGUUAAACGACAAGUUGACAGUUUCAAUAAAGCGGGGAUGACUGGACCAACGCUUGGUGUAGUUAAAUAUGAAAAGCCAUUUACUUUCCGGGACUUUGAAUCGUUCUUGUACGAGCAACUAAGACGUCUUCAGAAAAGACCAGCGACUUCUGAAUGGUGCACAGAAGCAAAACAAUGCACACAAAAAACUCAUCGAUGUCAUCAUGCCACCAGUGCCUACACAUCAGUUCCAAUUUACACAUAUCUAUGUGGAGGCGUCCCAGAACAAGGGGCGAGUCUUCUUCCGAAGAUUGAAAGUCGAGGAAAGGGACAAAUGACGGUGGAGGUGUCGCACGGAGAAGAAAAACAGGUGAUUGCUCUUCCGGCUGAAAGACUGGAUCGCACGAAGAGAUAUUUUGUUACAUUCACGGUCAGGGGUGAAACGUUAGAAACAGAAAAACCUAAGCUGCCCAAUAGCGCACAAAGAAAUACAAAAAGUGUCUAAAAAAAAAUAAAAAUUAUAAUAUGCUUUGUAAACGAAAAAUUCCUCGUAAAUAUAAAAAUUAAAGAAUAAAAAAUUAUUUAAAAUAAAUAAAACUUUA